AUGGCCAUGCUCGCGUCCAAAACGCCCUUUUCGGCCGCCCUCGGCUCCUCGGCCACCGUCUCCAGCAGCGCACCGCCCUCGUCUGCCCUGCCCGCGACGUCGCGGAGAGUCCCCCCUUCGGCCGCCGGAACCCAGACGUAUCCCAGCCCCACAGAGUCCGACUUCUCCGACGCCGACGGCCCUAACUCGGUGAAGCAUUGGGACGAGGACCGCGUGGCCGACUAUCUACGGAGCAUCAACUGCGGCGAUUACGAAAAGCUCUUCAGGAAGAACCACAUCAAUGGCGAGAAUCUGCUGGAGCUCGACAAGGCGGUGCUCCAGGAAAUGGGCAUCGACAAGGUCGGCGACCGCGUCCGCCUCUUCCUCGGCAUCAAGAAGCUGAGGACCAAGGCCCAUGCCAACCAGAAGAAGCGUAAUAGGGAAUCCUUUGCUGCGCUUGAGAUCCAUUCCGCCCCGGCCUCUAGUGACCCUGCGAGACAACUCAGCGCGCGUACGACGCCCAUGUCCACCACCAACAAGCGAUACUCGCGUCAGAUCGACCUGUCCGCGUCGCUCGAUACUGCUCGGCAGCCGCGCUUCCCCCCUGGCGCCGGCUUCGUCAACGGCAUCGGAUCCGGCACCGUCUCGUCCAGACUGCCUGCCUCGUCCUCGGAUGGCCCGCCCGGACGCCUGGCGACUACGCAUACCAGGAACAACUCGAGCAUGGACGGCUCGCUGAUGGCUGCCCUGCCGCAAAACCAAGACGUCAUCCGAGUCAUCUCGACCGGGGGCGUCACAAAGGUGGUCAAGAUUGCCGGCUGCAGCACCUGCGAGGAUGUCAUGCGCGUGACGCUGCGAAAAUUUGCCCUCCGCGAGGACCACGAGCGAAACUACUGCUUCUGGGUCCUGACCGGCAUCGACCCCGAUCCGACCCAGUGUCGGCGCCUGGGGGACACGGAGCUCUGGCGCAUCAUCAAAGACCAGCGUCGCCCGGAGCGGAACCGUCUCAUCUUGCGAAGGGUCCCCGCCGCGGAGCCUGGCGAUGCCGAGCUCCAGCGCGCCGCCGCCAUCGCCAUGGAGGAGGAGCAGCAAAAACACGCCAAGGCGCUUGAGUCGGUGGACAAGCGAAGCCAGCUCAAGGUGCAAAAGGUGCUGGGCGAGAAGUGGAACGACCAGCUCCAGCAGCCGCUGUCCCCCAUCUCCUUCCAGGACCGGGAGCGCACCGUAUCGCAGGCGGCCAAGGACCUGGAGCGACCGUCUACGAGCGACUCGUCGCGAAAGCCGCAGCGCCGCAAGGUCGGCCUCCGCCAGUUUGGCGGACUGCGCCCGCCGAGCGAGCUCAUCGCCUCGGACCUGACGUCCUACUUCCCCGACCACCCCCGCGAGGACAUUGACCGGACGGCCCGGCUGUCCAUGAGGCGGUCGUCGCGUCUGAGCAAGGUCAACAGCCGGCUCAGUGUGGCCAGCAACCUCAGCUUCGCGUCCAGCAUCCAGGACGCGCCGCCGAUCCCGACCAUUGCCGACGCCUGGCUCAACAAUGGCAGCGCGCACGUGGCCAAGGUGCGGGCCAGCGACUCGACGCACGGGCGCAUGCCGCACUUUUACAGCCGAGACUCGAUUGCGUCGUCGAUGCUCGACACGCUGCAGGAGGAAUCGGCGCACGAGCCCGACCGCAAGUCAUACGUGUCGUUUACCGAGAGCGGGUCGGACACGGCGGCGGUGAGCGUGACGGAUCCCGACGGUAACACGACGAGGUCGAGCUUCUUCGCCGACAGCUCCAUGACAUCCGGGUCGUUCCAGGACCUGAAGCAGGCGCUGACGGACGACGGGGAGGAGGCGGACGAGGAGUUGCAGAGUUUUCUCGCCGGUGAGUCGUGGGACGACAACAAGUGGAUGAAGGGGGCUCUCAUCGGGCAGGGCUCGUUUGGGUCCGUGUACCUGGCGCUGCACGCCGUGACGGGAGAGCUCCUGGCGGUGAAGCAGGUGGAGACGCCGGCGCCCGGUGCUAACAGCCAAAGCGACACGCGCAAGAAGAGCAUGAUUGACGCGUUGAAGCGCGAGAUCAGCCUGCUGCGGGAGCUGCGGCACCCCAACAUUGUGCAGUAUCUCGGGUGCAGCUCGUCGGCCGACAAGCUCAACAUUUUCCUCGAGUACGUGCCGGGCGGGUCGGUGCAGACGAUGCUCAACUCGUACGGGGCGCUGCCGGAGCCGCUGGUGCGCAGCUUUGUGCGGCAGAUCCUGACGGGCCUGUCGUACCUGCACAACCGCGACAUCAUCCACCGGGACAUUAAGGGUGCCAACAUACUGGUGGACAACAAGGGCACCAUCAAGAUCUCCGACUUUGGCAUCUCCAAGAAGCUCGAGGCGUCCAACAUACUGAGCGGGGCCAACAACAACAAGCACCGGCCGUCGCUGCAGGGCUCCGUGUUUUGGAUGGCGCCCGAGGUGGUGAAGCAGACGUCGUACACGCGCAAGGCCGACAUCUGGUCGCUGGGCUGCCUGGUGGUGGAGAUGAUGACGGGCAACCACCCGUACCCGGACUGCAGCCAGCUGCAGGCCAUUUUCAAGAUUGGCGGCGGCAAGGCGGCGCCGACGGUUCCCGAGCAGGCCAGCCAGGAGGCGCAGGACUUUUUGAGCCAGACGUUUGAGAUUGACCACAACCUGCGGCCCAGCGCCGACGAGCUCAUGGUCAGCCCCUUUCUCGCGCCCAUCACAUAG
Hirsutella rhossiliensis is the source of this 2697-nucleotide messenger RNA. Its product is annotated as kinase. The record is from RefSeq and is a predicted model, not a curated record. The transcript is spliced from 3 exons. The coding region runs from base 1 to 2697 and encodes 898 amino acids. Lineage: Eukaryota; Fungi; Ascomycota; Sordariomycetes; Hypocreales; Ophiocordycipitaceae. Gene Ontology annotation, biological process: protein phosphorylation; signal transduction. Gene Ontology annotation, molecular function: protein binding; ATP binding; protein kinase activity.